Messenger RNA from Fusarium vanettenii 77-13-4, 975 nucleotides. RefSeq lists its product as uncharacterized. The record is from RefSeq and is a predicted model, not a curated record. The transcript has a single exon. Gene Ontology annotation, biological process: nucleoside metabolic process. Bases 1 to 975 code for a protein of 324 amino acids. Lineage: Eukaryota; Fungi; Ascomycota; Sordariomycetes; Hypocreales; Nectriaceae. Gene Ontology annotation, molecular function: catalytic activity.
AUGAGUCGACGCAAGUUCCGCCCAGAGGACUACACAGUGGGAUGGGUUUGUGCCCUCCCAAUCGAGCUCGCCGCAGCGCAAGAAGUUCUGGACGAAGGACACCCGGACAUAACUCACCUGAACCCAAAUGACACCAACUUGUAUACCCUUGGCCGUAUUGGUACACACAAUGUCGUUAUUGCGUGCCUCCCAGCAGGUCAGAUCGGUACCAACACUGCCGCUGCCGUCGCCACCCGGAUGAAGUCGACAUUCACAUCGAUCCGGUUCGGCCUAAUGGUGGGCAUCGGAGGUGGUGUCCCAAGUGACAAAGCAGACAUCCGGCUCGGGGAUGUAGUGAUCAGUCAACCAGAGAGGGGAAAUGGAGGAGUGGUCCAAUAUGAUCUGGGAAAGACUAUGCCACGCAGAUAUGAGCGAACUGGUUCACUUAAUUCACCACCGGAAAUUUUGCUCAACGCACUUUCGAAGCUAAAUACCAACCAAAUUUUAGGCAUGAGCAACCUUGCACACCACUUAUCCACGCUUAGCCGUUCGCCGGUGUUCACACCCCAGAGUGCAGGACCCGAUAUUCUGUUUGAGUCGACCUACGAACACCUGGGCGGGGAUACAUGUGAAGGAUGCGAUAGAAACAGACAGGUCAGGCGAUACUCCCGGGACAGUCAAGAGAUUGUUGUUCACUACGGCACAAUCGCCUCCGGGAAUCAGGUUAUGAGAGACGGCCAGUCGAGGGACAGGGUUAGCCAGGAGCUUGGUGGAGUGCUCUGCUUCGAGAUGGAAGCAGCAGGGUUGAUGAACAGUUUUCCAUGUCUUGUUCUGCGAGGUAUCUGUGACUAUGCAGACUCUCACAAGAAUAAGACGUGGCAGGCUUACGCAUCGGCGACUGCGGCUGCAUGUGCGAAGGAGAUCCUGUUGAUUAUCCCACGGGCUGCUGUAGCCGAAACACGCAGAGUCCCUGGAACGAUUUUGUCCGUACGUUGA